AUUACGUGUGGCCAAAAUGGCGGAAGGUGGUGGAGAGGAAAAACAGUUUCUGGGGAAAUUAGUGCGAAACCAAACAAAAUAUGGAACAAAUUCACGACUAACACAGAAAAACUCUACCUAUAUCAAACAUUCCAUUGUGAAAGGGGAUACUCUCCAAGGCAUUUCACUCAAAUAUGGAACAACGGUGGAAAAAAUAAAAAGAGAAAACCAACUAUGGACAAAUGAUAGUUUAUUUUUACGAGAGCAUUUAUUAAUACCAGUACUAAAUGAGGAUGUCUCAUCUAUACCGGAACGUUAUGAAACGGUUGUGAUAGACCCAGUGUCUCGGACAAGAUCGUCUAGUCAAAAAUCAAACACAAGUGCUAAAAGUGACGAAAGUGAUAAAAAUGUGCCAAAAGUUUCAUCUUCAUCCUCAUCUUCAAAGGCUGCAGCAAAUGGCGAAUCGGGAAUGGACUUUUUAUCAAAAUAUGACACGUCUAUAGCACAAUUAAAAUCUAAUGUCAACCAGAUGGAAAAAAAUGCAAGGAGCCUUCCCAACAAUUUUAUUGACAAUGAAUUACCAUAUCGACGGAAGUCAUCAUCUCAGCGAUCUGCAAACACCAUAAAUUCUAAUAUACGAAAAAGUUCAUUUGAUAAUGGGCAACUCCCAUCUUUUUACGAUAACGAUGGAUACAGCGGCAGUGAUAAGGACUUGACCAGUUCUCCUGUUCUCAUGAUUAAGUCAAAAAGUUCUACAAAAAUUGUAAAGACAUCAUUGGACCGAAUUGCAAGACAGAAUGAUGAAAUUUUUGAGUUGUGAUAUACGUUUAAUUUAGUUAAUUAUCAGCAAGUAUUGUCAGGCAAAUAUUUUUGGGAUAGAAUAAGUAUUUUAAUAAGAAAAGCAGAAAUAUUUUUCAUUCUUGUGACUCAAAAUGAAUUACACUUACAAUGUAUGUCUCAUUAUCGUAAUCUCUUUUUUUCAAAUUCCUGUUAUCUGAAACUAUUGUAUUUCAAAUUCCUGUUAUCUGAAACUAUUGUAUUUCAAAUUCCUGUUAUCUCAAACUAUUGUAUUUCAAAUACCUGUUAUCUCAAACUAUUGUAAUUCAAAUUCCUGUUACCUAAAAUUAAAAUUUCUGCCCCAAUUGAUAUAUUUACAUUAAAAUUUAAUGCUGAUUCCUCCACAUUCCUGUUAUCUUAAAAUAUUUUUGAAAGUUGAUGGACUGUACUUAAAAUGGACUGUACUUAAACAAGGGUACCGGUGUUCGGGAGUUUGAAGAAUUUUUCAAAUGUGACUGGGUUCAGAUUUACAUUUUCAAUCUUAUCCAGAUUACAUUUUCAAUCUUAUCCCCCUAAAUAUAGUAAAUAUAAUGUAUAAUGGGGGAUUCUGAUUUGAGAAAAGUUUUACAUGGAAUUGUUUAACGUAAAUUCUAGAAUAAAUUGACACAAUGCAAUUUUUCAAAUAGGAGAGUAAAGGGUUAUUUUCAUGCAAAGUGUUUGCAAUUUUCAUUUAACUUGUUUUCGUGCUUGGAGCUUGUUAUUCACUGUGUUUCAUGCAUAUUGAUGGAAAAGCAAGGUCCUAGCUAUUUAAUGUUUUUUGUUCAUCGUUGAAAUGGUCUUUUUGUUUCUAAUUGGGUCCAUGCACAUAUCCCCCUUUACAAACCCCUUCAAAAAUAAGAAUCCAUCAUUAUUCUUAUUUUUUCAGUUUCUUUAUUUUUAUUUAGUCGAAAAUUAAUUUUCCAAAUCCGCAAUUGAUCCUGUUUUUAGCAAUCAAUAUUUUACAAGUUGUUUCCCUUUCGAAGAACUAAAUUUUCAUUGCAAAUGAAGAGCAAGAGGAAAGAGAAAUUUUAUCUGUGUGUAAUCUGUUUUCAAAUCUUUUAAUUUCAUUUAAUCUUUUUUAAAAUAAAUUUUGUCCUAUAACAAUAUUUAUUUUUCAUUAAAUAUUUGUUAAAAUGUCUACCAGUAUAUAUCAUUUUCAACUAAUCAUGUUUUGCAUGAUCAGCAGCAUAUGUGGUUUGGUAUACAGUAGAACCAGUCUAAGAUGGGUAAAGGGACACAACUUGCAUUAAAAAUGUGUAAUAACAGAAUCAAGUCAGUAAUUGUCAAAAAGACUAUUUAUCAAAAAAGAUAAUACUUGCUGGUUUAAUUCUAUCGGGAACAGUGUAUAAUUGUGUUCAUGCUGUUGCAAGAUGUCCAAAUCAAAAACUGUACUGUCUUAAGGGGGAUUUGAAUUAGCACAAAAUGUUUAAAAUGGACCCUUAAGGAUCUGCCAAUGAAAUUUUCAUAAUUAUUAGCACUAAUUAAAUGCAUAAAGCAAAAGAAAAUAUGACAACAAUAUUGAGAAGUGAAUAACAAUUUUUUUUUGAAAAAUGGGAGGGGAGUGUUUCUUUCUUUGAUUUAUAUAUAUUUAUAUGACUUUAAAAGGGACCAUUAAGGAUCUGCCAAUUAUUUCACUUGAAACAUUCCAUAUUGUUUUGGUUUUUGUACUAAUGCUUUGAGAUUUUUUAAUAUGUUUAAUUCCUACUGGAAAAUAUAGCAAAAAUAUUCCCAUUGUCAGAUUAAGAUGAAGAGAUCAGGGGAAGGAACCCCCUUUCUUUUGUAACCUUUUUCCUCCUCCUAUGGCUAUUUUUUUCGUUUACCAAGUUAUUUUUUAACCUGAAGCAAGGGAGACAAUUCAGUUUUUUAUUUGAAGAUUUUUGUUUCAUCAUUCAUGUGUAUAAAUUGUAUAAGCUCUGUGAUAAGUAUGCAUAAUUAUAAAUAUAUAUAUAUAAGUAAUGCAAAUUUUUAUCAUUGAAUGUAAAUAAAACAUGAAUUCAUUGUAAAA
This is a messenger RNA of Mytilus californianus (California mussel), 2800 nucleotides long. Its product is annotated as lysM and putative peptidoglycan-binding domain-containing protein 2-like. Bases 17 to 799 code for a protein of 260 amino acids. The transcript is spliced from 3 exons. NCBI's taxonomy places the organism in Eukaryota, Metazoa, Mollusca, Bivalvia, Mytilida, Mytilidae. The record is from RefSeq and is a predicted model, not a curated record.